Messenger RNA from Sphenostylis stenocarpa, 168 nucleotides. NCBI's taxonomy places the organism in Eukaryota, Viridiplantae, Streptophyta, Magnoliopsida, Fabales, Fabaceae. The record is from the annotation of a GenBank genome assembly.
AUGAAGGUGCGUGCAUUGUUGCAUGGAAUGUCAAUAAAAGCCAACAACCCGAGACUUGAGGAUGGGGCAGCUCAGGAUUCAGACGACAUUGGUAAGUCUGAGCUAGAAGUGCAUCACACUCAAAACAAAGAAGAAGAACAACAAAAUGAGUGCGUGAAGCAUACAUAG